This is a messenger RNA of Macroventuria anomochaeta, 210 nucleotides long. RefSeq lists its product as uncharacterized. The record is from RefSeq and is a predicted model, not a curated record. NCBI's taxonomy places the organism in Eukaryota, Fungi, Ascomycota, Dothideomycetes, Pleosporales, Didymellaceae. The transcript is spliced from 2 exons. The coding region runs from base 1 to 210 and encodes 69 amino acids.
AUGCCGGCAGCACCAAAGUCCUUCCUUCCCGCCUUUGCCGGCUUCAUCGUCUUCGCAUUCUCAUACACCUUCAUCCAAGCCUCAAAAGAAGGCGCCGCCAUGGACAACGCACGCACACGGUGGCAGAAUCAGCACGCCAGUGCGCGGAACGUGUUAAGCGGGGGCGUGACCAUGUUGGAUGCUGUUGAAGAGAAGAUUAGUAAAUCCUGA